Molecule: messenger RNA, 936 nt
Organism: Zingiber officinale
Lineage: Eukaryota; Viridiplantae; Streptophyta; Magnoliopsida; Zingiberales; Zingiberaceae
Product: transcription factor bHLH113-like
Exons: 5
Coding region: 1-708 (235 amino acids)
Biological process (GO): regulation of transcription by RNA polymerase II
Cellular component (GO): nucleus
Molecular function (GO): DNA-binding transcription factor activity, RNA polymerase II-specific; RNA polymerase II cis-regulatory region sequence-specific DNA binding; protein dimerization activity
Source: RefSeq, a predicted model, not a curated record
AUGGAAGAAGAGGGGUUCGGCGACCAAAUGGACGAUGAGAGCUUCAUGGACAUGUUGCGAUCGGGCGAGGAAGAGGAUUACGUCUUCUCGCCCGCGUCCUGCCUUUCUUCCUCGUCCUCUUCCUUUUACUCCUCUUCGAUGCUCUGUUUCGGUGCGAAGGAAGAAAAGCCCCCCGCGGCAGUGGUCCGUGGGGCUUCCCAGAAGUCAACCGACUCUUCUCUGUCUUCCCUCUCAUCUUCUCCGCCUUCCACCACCAUCAAUAGCUCCAAGUCCCCCACCAAGAAAGCUGCAAGUAGAGGGAGAGGGAGAGGGGCGACAACGGGUACCACCAAGAAGCCCAAAACAGAGGCCCCUGAUGCUCCGGCAGGAAUGAUUAUGGUGAGGAAGGAGAAGUUAGGGGAAAGAAUUAUGGCGCUGCAGCAACUGGUUUCACCCUUCGGCAAGUCGGAUACGGCAUCGGUUCUGCAUGAAGCUCUGGGAUACAUCAGAUUCCUGCACGAGCAAGUCCAGGUUCUGAGCUCUCCCUACCUGCAAGGCCUGCCGUCCUCUGCCCACCACCUGCACGGAGAGAUGGGGAGCGAUCUGCGAAGCCGGGGGCUGUGCCUGGUCCCGGUGGCGUACACGGAGCACGUAGCGAGCAGCAACGGCGCCGAUCUCUGGUCGCGUGCCGUCGGGAACAGCAGGGGCUCCUCCGGCGCCAAGCACUAAGCAAGGGCUUCAAGGCAUUGGGUCUUUGGCUCCGUUUUUUGUCGGCUUUUUUUUUUCCUUUCACGAAGAACAGAAAAGCCUCGGGCUUGCGAAAAUAUAUAAUUUUGUUAAACACCAUUAAUGUCGUACAGAGGCGAGCUCGAAGCAAAAGCAAAGCUCAUAAAGUGGUUUGUCUGCAAUUUGGUGUAACUCGAUGACUUGUUCAUACUUGGAAAUUGAAGUAGCCAA